Myxozyma melibiosi is the source of this 1184-nucleotide messenger RNA. RefSeq lists its product as uncharacterized. Lineage: Eukaryota; Fungi; Ascomycota; Lipomycetes; Lipomycetales; Lipomycetaceae. The record is from RefSeq and is a predicted model, not a curated record. The transcript has a single exon. The coding region runs from base 255 to 953 and encodes 232 amino acids.
GGUAGAUGGGCGGUGGGUGGUUGGCUUGAUAGCCUUGCUCUUUGUCUCUCAGCCCAAAAUUCAACGCCAACGAAAUAUGCCCCAUGAGUCGUAUGCCACCUUUAUCUUGUAGUUCUUACAAUGUAUAAGACUUACUCAGGUGCCUGAUCUUAGAAUACUAUGCUAAAACACUUCACUACUGGUCGUUCUGUCUUGAACCAUUCUUCGAUAGGAGGCCGAAGUGCGUAGUCUAUAAGCCGUUCUCUGGUUACGACAUGAUUACUGAUGAUCAAAUAUACAUUGGGCCGGUGGCCAGUACUACUGUACAAAAACUAAACUACACAAAGCCCCCCCUUGAGCUGGAUAUUCAAAAUCCGUUUCUCUGGUCCGGUCGCCAAAACUCUCAAUUUCGGACUCAGAGUCAACUAUACGUCUCGCCGUGCUCACUUGCUGCCAUUCUCCCUUGCUCGCUUGCGUCUUUCAUACUCCUCUUUCGUGCAAGGGAUCACGCGUGUACGUUCAAACGACUCUCGGGGAGCGACAGUUUCGCACAUGUAGACAGGGCGCGGAGGUGCAUGCGACGACAGUUCGCGGCAAGACAUCAACACCUUGGCGAUGUCCUGGCUUCGAAGCGGGUCAGGGCGAUGAUCGGUUACCGGGACAAUGACCUUCACCACCUGAUUAGCUGUCUGGCGGAUUUCGUCUGGGGUGGCGUGUCUAAUGCCACGCGAGCGCAGAAAGUCCUCGAUGGGUUUCUUCUUGGGCUUGACGACCUUGGACGGACGGACGGGACUUGUCUUCCGUUUGUCGUCCUGCGACGUCGGGGUCGGAGUCAAGUUGAAGCCGUUAUCUUGAGUCAUUUUCGGGAGGUUUGCAGAGGAAGAGGGACUGUCAGAGUUGGAAGCAAGAAGGGAACUGGGGGUCCGUCUGACCUUCAUAUACUUCUCGGUGAACAAGGAGCCAUAUCGACUUGAUUCUUGAACGACUGAGUCCUCGCUCGCUUCGGAUGCAGACUCGCUCUUUAUGCAAUCCUCGGUCUCUGUUGAAUAUACUGCAUCGGUAACUGGCCAUUCGAUCACUGUAUUAUUAGUUUCCAUCUCCUCUAUCUUUACAGUCACGUCAUCCUCGUCCUCGUCCUCGUCUUCGUCCUCGAAUUCGUCCUCGCCGGAGUCCUCAUCGUCAGCGUCGUUGCUGUAAUCUUCAGG